GUGCGUGCGUGCGUGCGUGCGUGUGACGCAAUCGCGUUGUUUGUCACUCGCUGUACGUGUCGGAGAGCCGUUGAUUCCGGACCCAGGCCUUCUCAAAUACAACAGACGGGAGAAACACACUUUCACAUCUCACGGUGGUUUCCUGUGAUCACUAAAGCAGCAGAAAAAUGAACGUGUUUGAUCGCAACAUAAACUUUGACGCUCUCUUCAAGUUCUCUCAAAUCUCUCGCUCGACUCGGCAGCACCUGAAGAAUGUCUAUGCCAGUCUGGCUGUGUGUAUGCUGGUGGCGGCGACUGGCUCCUACAUCUACAUCAUCACAAGACUCUUUCAGGGUGGGCUGACCAUGCUUGGAUCACUGGCUAUGAUGGGUUGGCUUGCCAUGACCCCUCACAGCCCUCAGACAGAGAAGAAGAGGUUGGCCAUCCUCGCUGCUUUUGCUUUCUUCACAGGUCUUGGACUCGGCCCGCUCAUGGACUACGUCAUUAGCGUCAACCCGAGCAUCAUCCUGACUGCUUUCCUGGGCACCUCUGUCAUCUUUGCCUGCUUCACAUUGAGCGCCCUCUAUGCACAGCGCAGAAGUUAUCUCUUCUUGGGAGGCACUCUGAUGUCAGGGCUGACUGUUCUUCUGCUCGUCUCUGUCUUCAAUAUGUUCUUCGCCUCAGCAAUACUCUUUAAGGCUCAUGUGUAUCUGGGUCUGGCCAUCAUGUGUGGCUUUGUGCUGUUUGACACACAGCUAAUUAUUGAGAAGGCAGAAAUGGGAGACAAAGAUUACAUCUGGUAAGGCAUAGAGGUUUACUGUGUUUACCAAUAUACC
This is a messenger RNA of Sinocyclocheilus grahami, 815 nucleotides long. Its product is annotated as probable Bax inhibitor 1. The record is from RefSeq and is a predicted model, not a curated record. NCBI's taxonomy places the organism in Eukaryota, Metazoa, Chordata, Actinopteri, Cypriniformes, Cyprinidae. Bases 168 to 782 code for a protein of 204 amino acids. The transcript is spliced from 8 exons. Gene Ontology annotation, molecular function: enzyme binding. Gene Ontology annotation, cellular component: mitochondrial membrane. Gene Ontology annotation, biological process: negative regulation of endoribonuclease activity; negative regulation of RNA splicing; negative regulation of apoptotic signaling pathway.